Plenodomus lingam JN3 is the source of this 360-nucleotide messenger RNA. The record is from RefSeq and is a predicted model, not a curated record. Lineage: Eukaryota; Fungi; Ascomycota; Dothideomycetes; Pleosporales; Leptosphaeriaceae.
AUGGCCAAAUCAAAGAACUCGUCCCAGCACAACCAGUCGAAGAAGAACCACAGGAACGGUAUCAAGAAGCCUAAGACGCACCGUUACCCUUCGCUCAAGGGCACCGACCCCAAGUUCCGCAGGAACCACAGGCAUGCUCUUCACGGCACCAUGCGCGCUCUGGUGCAAGGAGGUCAAGGAAGGCAAGCGCGAUGCGGCAUAAAUACAACGACCACGAACGAGCGAGGCGGUUUCGAUUCUUUCAUGAGACAUUUGGUUGGCGUCAAUGGCAUUCGGACUUCAUAUGACGGCCUCGAGCUUUCGAGCGCAGAGGAUGGGAGCAGUACCCACACCAGCCCUAGGCAUGAGAUGUGGCAAUGA